UGCGCAGGGUGGACCCGCUGCGCCCCGCUGCGCCUCGCUGCCCGCUCCGCUGCGCGCUCACUGCCGGCUUCUUGUUGGAGGUUCAAUGACAUUGUUCAACUUUUUGUCUGGAUACGCGCUUAUUUGGGAAGUAAGGAGGAUUUUAAAGCUCUGUAGAAAGUUUUCAUUUUCACCGAAUGAAUGGAUGGUGUGUCAUCGUCAGAAUGCUGAUGGUCUGUAACGUCAUCCCUGUCUUUUGAUACGACCCUCCCUCCAGAGUUUCGUGUGUCAUCGGGACCUUGAGGCACGACCAAACACCCACUGAUGUUCUCCCCCUUACAGCAGAACCUGGCAACCCUCUAAUAUCUAAAAGAUUGAUGAGGUCUUGUCUCAGCACAGGAGCCUCGGCACCGUGUCGAUAAUGCAGCUUUCAUCCCACCACAUUUUAUUCCUCGCUCCUGUCUUUCUUCUUCUCUCCUUUACUUUAUAAAGGACACGGGGACUGGCUGUGAAGCGUGAGAAAGGAUUAUGACAGGCAAAGGCCUCCGGGUGACAAGGUGACAAGGUGCUUUAGAAAAGAGGAAUCAUGAAAUGCCCUGGUUGUAUGGCCUCCGUUUUCUUUGAUUGCUCCUCGUUUAACUGCAGUUCGGGAGCUGAGCAGGAAAUCGGAGUCAUCAUGACGCUGGAGCUGGAAUACAGUAAAACUACACAGGGAACAAACACAAAGAGUUGAAAGGAGGUGAACGCCAAUGAACACACCAAACAGAGUUUCACAAAAGACAAUGUGCAACAUCUCCUUCUGUGAUGUGGAUAGUAAGGUGGACCUGUUCUUCCAGCCCACACUCUACAUCAUAGUCAUCGUUCUGGGGCUGCCGACCAACUGCAUGGCCCUGUGGGCUGCAUACAUGCAGGUACGUCAGCGCAAUGAGCUUGGCAUCUACCUGAUCAACCUGUCGGUGGCUGAUCUCCUCUACAUUAUCACCCUUCCUUUGUGGAUAGACUACUUCCUACAGCACGAUGACUGGAUUCAUGGGCAAGAGAGCUGCAAGCUGUUUGGCUUCAUCUUCUAUACAAACAUCUAUGUCAGCAUUGCCUUUCUGUGCUGUAUAUCACUGGACAGGUACCUGGCUGUGGCAUACCCAAUGCGCUUUGUAAAGGUUCGACGAAUCAAGACAGCUGUUUUCGUCAGUGCCAUUGUCUGGAUCAUUGAGAUUGUAGCCAAUUCUGCUCCUCUCUUCCAUGAUGAACUCUUCCAGGAUCGGUUCAAUCACACCUUCUGCUUUGAGAAAUAUCCAAUGCAGGACUGGGUGGCAGGAAUGAACCUCUACAGGACAUUUCUUGGUUUUCUAACACCAUGGACAGCAAUGCUGGUCGCCUACAGAGGGAUACUGGCAGCGGUGCGAUGCAACGUCUCAACAGAGCGUCAGGAGAAAGCUAAAAUCCAGCGAUUGGCUUUGAGUUUAAUUCUCAUAGUUUUGCUGUGCUUUGGACCAUACCACACACUCCUCUUGGUGCGCAGUGUCAUGUUUCUGAGAAAGCCUUGUGACUGUAGCUCAGAGGAGACCUUGUUCGCUGCAUACCAUGUAGCAUUGGCGUUGACAAGCCUGAACUGCGUAGCUGACCCCAUUUUGUACUGUUUUGUCAAUGAGGGUGCCAGGCACGAUGUUAGUCGUGCCCUCGCAGCUAUAUUGUCUACAGCAUGCCAGAGGCGCUCCUCAUCCUCACCAUCGCAUGCUGACAUACUUAAUGCUGGUUCAGUCACCAUGGAGACGCCUCUUUCAACUAAGAAACCAUCAUGUGUGUAUGUUGAUGGGGGAAAGCCAAGCAGCUACAAGACUGAACUCCUGGCUAUGAAGGAGGAAUGUCUACAGAUGACAAUCCUUGCUGUUAAAAAGUGAAUUCUAGAAAGCUUUAACUGGUUCAAACCACCCAGAUCUGCAAAGCAGUACAUCCUCACAAGUCUAGGGUGCGAUUUUUCUCUGCAACUGGGAAAAGUCAGAUGUGUUGAGAGGCUGUCGAUGUGUGGAGACCAUGUUUCCACUAAAACCCAAAAUGAGAUUUAUGUGAACUGAGGAUACAGUAUCCAACACCUCAAACUGCUACUGUUAGCGGUUAGUCUGUUAGCACACGCAUAGUAAGUGAAAUCUGACCUGAAAGUAGCACCAGAUGACAGUUUGGUUCUACAUCAAUUGGGUUUUUGCUCCUACAACCAGAUUGUCUUUGAUUUUUUUAAAUUUUGUUUGUAAAAUGAGUUUAAAGUAGGGCUGUCACUUUCCAACUCAGCUGGACAUUUUGGUGCCCAGACUGCUAGUUUCUCAGGCUGACAUCAAUGUUUUUGAUAUGUUUCAGCCAUUAAUACUGCAACAUCUACUAUGAAUGAUUUUAUUAUUUGUUCCAAAGUACAGGGGUGGAGCAGAAUAUGGUUGUUAAGGUUAUCAGCAUGAAGGGAAAUUUGAAGUCCAUCCAGAGGAUUUUAUUUUAGAGUGGACCAACAUUCUUAAUCCAGAUUACUGAAAGUAAAUUGGCUUUUUAUUUAUACGUUUUUGUAUUUUGUUUUUCUCACUUGGUCAGAAGUUAGUUAUGAAGCUCACAAGAGGCCUUUGAGUAUUUAACAGAAAUCUUCCAAACAGGCCACCUUCUGCAUACCCGGUUCUUGGUGGAUUUCUUUGCUGCAUGAAUUCCUAACUUAGGUUUGCUAAUUUGAAUAAUGUGUAAUGGUUUUGGAAAUGUUGUCAUUGUUGCAUUAUUUUUAAGGAAAUAUAAAGCCUUAUUUAGUACCUCAACUUCCAGACUGUGAUAGCAGAAGGACUUAGAGAAGAGUCUUACUUUGGAACUUGAGCCACAUUUUGUUAUUUUCUAAUGUACCUGUUAGCACAAAAUAAACCUCUGUUCAACGAGA
Girardinichthys multiradiatus is the source of this 2878-nucleotide messenger RNA. RefSeq names its product G protein-coupled receptor 4 (gene gpr4). The record is from RefSeq and is a predicted model, not a curated record. Bases 729 to 1877 code for a protein of 382 amino acids. Gene Ontology annotation, molecular function: G protein-coupled receptor activity. Lineage: Eukaryota; Metazoa; Chordata; Actinopteri; Cyprinodontiformes; Goodeidae. Gene Ontology annotation, cellular component: membrane. Gene Ontology annotation, biological process: G protein-coupled receptor signaling pathway. The transcript is spliced from 4 exons.